Molecule: messenger RNA, 2964 nt
Organism: Salvelinus namaycush (lake trout)
Lineage: Eukaryota; Metazoa; Chordata; Actinopteri; Salmoniformes; Salmonidae
Product: mucin-2-like
Exons: 10
Coding region: 1-2964 (987 amino acids)
Source: RefSeq, a predicted model, not a curated record
AUGACAACUACAACUGCAGCACCUACUUCAACAACUACAACUGAAGCUCCUACAAUAACCACAACUGCAGCACCUACUACGACAACUACAACCGAAGCUGCUACGACAACCACAACUUCAGCGCCUACUACGACUACUACAACACCUACUGCGACAACUACAACACCUACUACGACAACCACAACACCUACUACGACCACCACAACUGCAGCACCUACAACAACAACUGUAGCUCCUACGACCACAACUACUACUACAACACCUACUACGACAACUACAACACUUACUACGACAACCACAACUGUAGCUUCUACGACAACCACAACUGCUGCUCCAACAACAACAACUGUAGCUCCUACGACCACUACAACUACAGCACCUACUUCAACAACCACGACAACCACAACUGCAGCACCUACUACGACAACUACAACACCUACUACGACAACCACUACGACAACCACAACUGUAGCUCCUACGACAACCACAACUGCAGCUCCAACUACAACAACCACAACUGCAGCACCUACUACGACAACUACAACCGAAGCUGCUACGACAACCACAACUUCAGCGCCUACUACGACUACUACAACACCUACUACGACAACUACAACACGUACUACGACAACCACAACACCUACUACGACAACCACAACUGUAGCUCCUACGACAACCAAAACUUCAGCUCCAACGACCACAACUGUAGCUCCUACGACAACCACAACUUCAGCUCCAACGACAACAACUGUAGCUCCUACGACCACCACAACUGCAGCACCUACAACAACAACUGUAGCUCCUACGACCACAACUACCACUUCAACAACUACAACUGAAGCUCCUACGAUAACCACAACUUCAGCGCCUACUACGACAACUACAACACCUACUACGACAACUAAAACACUCACUACGACAACCACAACUGUAGCUUCUACGACAACCACAACUGCUGCUCCAACAACAACAACUGUAGCUCCUACGACCACUACAACUACAGCACCUACUUCGACAACCACUGCAGCUCUUACAACCACGACACUAGCAGCAACUACUUCGACAACUACACAUGCAGUUCCUACAACAACUGAAGCACCUACGAUAACCACAACACCUACUACGACCAUUACAACAGCAGCACCUAUAACAACUCUCCUACGACCACAACUACACCACCUACUUCAACAACCGCUGCAGUGUGCUAUAACCACUAAAACUGCAGCACCCACUUCAACAACUACAACCGAAGCUCCUACAAUAACCACAACUGCAGCACCUACUACGACAACUACAACCGAAGCUGCUAUGACAACCACAGCUUCAGCGCCUACUACGACAACUACAACACCUACAACACUUACUACGACAACCACAACACCUACUACGACAACCACAACUGUAGCUCCUACGACAACUGCAACUGCUGCUCCAACGACAACAACUGUAGUUCAUACGACCACUACAACUGCAGCACCUACUUCAACAACCACUGCAGCUCUUACAACCACUACACCAGCAGCACCUACUACGACAACUACAACUGCAGUUCCUACAACAACAACAACUGAAGCUCCUACGAUAACCACAACGACAACUACAACUGAAGCUGCUACGACAACCACAACUGCAGCACCUACUACGACAACUACAACACCUACUACGACAACUACAACACCUACUACGACAACUACAAAACCUACUACGACAACCACUACCACAACCACAACUGUAGCUCCUACGACAACCUCAACUGCAGCUCCAACUACAACAACUGUAGCUCCUACGACCCCCACAACUGCAGCACCUACAACAACAACUGUAGCUCCUACGACCACAACUACACCACCUACUUCGACAACCGCUGCAGCAUCUGCUAAAAUUACUACAACUGACGCUUCUACAACAUCAUAUGUAGCUCCUAAAACCACUAAAACUGCAGCACCUACUUCAACAACUACAACUGAAGCUCCUACAAUAACCACAACUGCAGCACCUACUACGACAACUACAACCGAAGCUGCUACGACAACCACAACUUCAGCGCCUACUACGACAACUACGACACCUACUACGACAACUACAACACAUACUACGACAACCACAACACCUACUACGACAACCACAACUAUAGCUCCUACGACAACCACAACUGCUGCUCCAUUGACAACAACUGUAGCUCCUACGACAACCACAACUGCUGCUCCAACGACAACAACUGUAGCUCCUACAAUCACUACAACCGCAGCACCUACUUCAAAAACCAUUGCAGCUCUUACAACCACGACACCAGCAGCAUCUACUUCGACAACUACACAUGCAGUUCCUACAACAACUGAAGCACCUACGAUAACCACAACACCUACUACGACCAUUACAACAGCAGCACCUAUAACAACUGUAGCUUCUACGACGACAACUCUCUAUCCUACUACCACUACAACUGCAGCAACUACUACGACAUCCACAACUGUAACUCCUACGACAACCACAGCUGCUCUUACAACCACUACACCAGCAGCACCUACUUCGACAUCUACAAAUGCAGUUCCUACUACAACGACAACUGACACUCCUACGAUAACUACAACACCUACUACGACCAUUACAACAGCAGCACAUAUAACAACUGUAGCUUCUACGACAACAACUAUUUAUCCUACUACCACUACAACUGCAGCAACUACUUUGACAAUCACUACAGCUCCAACUACAACAUCUGUAGCUCCUACGACCACUACAUACUACGACCACUACAACAGCAGCACCUACAACGACAACUGUAGCUCCUACGACAACCACAACAGCAGCACCUACAAAAACAACUGUAGCUUCUACGACAACAAAUUUAUCCCCAACCACUACAACGUCAGCAGCUACUGCGAAAAUCACUUCAACUCCUACUACAACAACUGUAGCUCUUACAACCACUACGACUGCAGCACAUACUACAACUACAACUAA